CUGCCGAGAAGCCUUUUUAUUUACUCCCGUACAAACAAAACUUUGUGUGAAGAAGGAAGGAGUCAACAACUUUUACCGGCAGAGACGAGAGGAGCGCAGCAACUCGCCACCAACAGCACAGACAUGGGAAACUGGUUUUCGGCAGAGACAAGAGGAGCGCAGCAAUUCAUCAACAGCACAGACAUGGGAAUCCAGCUCAAGGUGCGUGGAAUAACGGGAGAGGAGAAGACCAUCGACCUGUGUGACACCGAGGAGCAACUUAAGAGCAUCACAGUGCUGCAGCUGAAGGAGAAGAUAAUAGAGGAAUUUGGUGACCAGUGCCAACCAUCAGAUCUCCGCCUAUUCUGCGAUGGCAGGGAACUGGAAGAACCUGCUUUGCUGUCACAGUGUGGAAUCAGACACAUGUCAACAAUUCUAGUGGUUCAAAGAGUAGGCCUACCUGGGGGAGGCCCACUUCCGGUAGACAUGACAGAAGUGCAGCAAUUCAUCAACAGCAGCACAGACAUGGGAAUCUGGCUUAAUGUACAUGGAAUAGACAGAAAGAUGAAGACCAUCCACCUGUGUGACACAGAGGAACAGCUUAGGGGCAUCACAGUGCUGCAGCUGAAGGAGAAGAUAAAAGAGGAAUUUGAUUACCAGGGCCAUCUAUCAGAUAUCCGCCUAAUCUACUGUGGCAGGGAACCGGAAGAACCUGCUCUGCUGUCACAGUGUGGAAUCAGACACACAUCAACAAUUGAUGUGGUUCAAAGACUACGGGGUGGGGGAAGGUUCCUGCCUCCGGUGAGAGGAGAUGGUGGAAUGGGUGACAAGGAUGGAAAAAACCGAAGUAUGGAAACUAUCACUUUUUUUUAAUACUACUGUGGGCAUAUCUGUUUCCUACUGGGACACAUUUUAACGUCACACCAGAGCUGCACUUGAGCUGCACAGGUGCCCAAACAGUUAGCUCAAAGACACUCUGCUGUGAUUUCAGUGUAAAAAAAACCUGUUCCUGAGUAUAGAAGAUUUUUCAGACCACUGCUCCAGUUACUGUGGAUUAAUAAUUGUAUUUAAAUAGUAUUGUUAUAAGUGUUGGAGAGUAACUAGAUCCAUGUAGCCUAACUUGUCACAUGUAAUUAAAAUACAAAAUAAAAGUAGUCUGUUACAGUUACUGAGAAAUAAAUGUGACUGAAUUAUAUCUAUUAAUCAAAAUGUUAGUGAUUACAAAGGAGUCACUUCUAUGCUUUGCAUCUUUACUCUGUGCAGGAAUGUCUUCUUUUGGCAUAUUUACGGACAACGCAGGGCAGCAAAGGUGUCGGGACAAAUUUGAGUGUAACACCAACAAGUGUAUUUUUAAAAGACACAAUGCACAAUGCAUGACACGCUGGCCCUGAACAUCCAAAGUUGAUGCAGAUCGGCACCUAGCACGUCAUAUUUUGAUAGAAGCAGUGAUAUUUGACAAGUUGGGAUGAGAACGCAUUGGUUCGAAUGGUUUCCAUGUGUAUUAUAUCUUUUUGGUUUUGUCUUAUCCUCUUCAUGUUUGGUCUUAAAUGCAGGUGAGAUUCAGCUCUUUCCAAAUACACAACACUAAAAUAUGCAUCAAUCUCCCACCAGAUCAAGUAAAAGGCCCUGAGAAGGAACAGUAAUUGGGUUAGAGGGUACAAAUAUUUACAAUACACAAACUGGCUCAGUGCUAUGUGGAAUAGCAACACAUUACAAUGAGUAGGGCCCCAAACCAGCUCCAGGUUGUCCCCUCAGGAUUCCAGUCAGACAAACUAAAAGUACGGACCUGAGUAACUUAUCAGUAUUUGGAUGUUAGAGAAUCAGAAUAUUUUUUUAAUAGUUGUUUGGGGAUGAUCUGAGUUGAACCAUGUUUUAUGACUUAUUUUUGUUUGUCUUUUACUGUUUUAUUAACUGAUGUGUGACCAACUGUCAUGGCAGCAAACUUUUAACCAGCACACUAAAAUCAUAUGUAGUGACCCAUUUAACAACAGAUUGUUAAUAAAUACUUUGCGGCCAUUGAACAAAGCUGGGUAAAAACUCUAAAAUGUGUCUCCUAACUCUAAAAGCGUUUUUAAAGAUACUUGUGAUGUGUCAUUGUGUGUAUAGGUUAAAGGAGCUCUUGUUUUAGUCAUAAAAUGUAAAGAAAUGUUGACAAAUGUUUCAUUUUUGUUGAUUUUGUUCUGUCUCUGUUGCAUAUUAAAGCUCUUGCCCAGUAAUAA
Molecule: messenger RNA, 2198 nt
Organism: Epinephelus lanceolatus (giant grouper)
Lineage: Eukaryota; Metazoa; Chordata; Actinopteri; Perciformes; Serranidae
Product: polyubiquitin-like
Biological process (GO): ubiquitin-dependent protein catabolic process
Cellular component (GO): cytosol
Molecular function (GO): polyubiquitin modification-dependent protein binding
Source: RefSeq, a predicted model, not a curated record